Messenger RNA from Panicum hallii, 1741 nucleotides. Its product is annotated as general transcription factor IIH subunit 2. Gene Ontology annotation, molecular function: zinc ion binding. Bases 105 to 1400 code for a protein of 431 amino acids. The record is from RefSeq and is a predicted model, not a curated record. The transcript has 4 exons. Gene Ontology annotation, biological process: DNA-templated transcription; nucleotide-excision repair; regulation of transcription by RNA polymerase II. Gene Ontology annotation, cellular component: transcription factor TFIIH core complex; transcription factor TFIIH holo complex. NCBI's taxonomy places the organism in Eukaryota, Viridiplantae, Streptophyta, Magnoliopsida, Poales, Poaceae.
AGAAGCACCCGCCCCUGGCCCAUCUCCUGCUCCUGGUCCCGACCUCGCCUCCAGUUUCCACUCCUGCUCCUCGCCGCCGCCGUCGCCCCACCACCCCCCGCACCAUGUACGGCGUCGGCGGCGGCGGGGGCGGCUUCAACGCGCCGUCCACCACCUCCGGCCGGCGCCGCAACCCGGGCGACGAGGAGGAGGACGAGGAGGAGGAGGGCGGCGAGGGCCGCGUCCUGGAGGCGUGGGAGCGCGCGUACGCGGACGACCGCUCGUGGGAGGCGCUGCAGGAGGACGAGUCGGGCCUCCUCCGCCCCAUCGACACCAAGACCCUCGUCCACGCGCAGUACCGCCGCCGCCUCCUGCUCCGGUCUGCCGCCGCCGCCACGGCCCGCAUCCAGAAGGGGCUCAUCCGCUACCUCUACAUCGUCAUCGACCUCUCCCGGGCAGCUUCAGAGAUGGAUUAUCGUCCCAGUCGAAUGGCUGUUGUUGCAAAACAUGCUGAGGCUUUUAUAAGAGAAUUCUUCGACCAGAAUCCCUUGAGCCAUGUUGGCCUAGUGACAAUUAAAGAUGGUAUUUCUCAUCGGCUGACAGACAUUGGAGGGAGCCCAGAAUCACAGAUUAAGGCUCUGAUGGGGAAACUUGAGUGUUCCGGUGAUUCGUCUCUGCAGAAUGCUCUAGAACUUGUCCAUGGUUAUUUAGAUCAAGUACCAUCAUAUGGUCACAAGGAAGUCUUAAUUUUGUACUCUGCCCUAAAUACAUGUGAUCCUGGUGAUAUCAUGGAGACCAUAGAAAAAUGUAAGAAAUCCAAAAUUAGAUGCUCAGUUAUUGGCCUUGCUGCAGAGAUCUUCAUUUGCAAACAUCUCUGUGAAGAGACUGGUGGAUCCUACACGGUUGCACUAGACGAGUCUCAUUUCAAAGAAUUGUUGCUGGAACAUGCACCUCCACCUCCUGCAAUAGCAGAAUAUGCUGCAGCUAAUUUGAUUAAGAUGGGUUUUCCACAGAGGGGUCCUGAGGAUCUUAUCUCUAUCUGCUCUUGUCACAAGAAAAUAAAGUCUGGGGCUGAAGGUUACAUAUGUCCUAGAUGCAAAGUUAAUGUGUGUGAGCUUCCAACAGAAUGUCGAACUUGUGGCCUAACACUAGUUAGUUCUCCACACUUGGCAAGGUCAUAUCAUCAUCUCUUCCCGGUAGCACCGUUUGAUGAGGUUUCCUCUGUCCCAAAUAGAAUCCAAAGGGGAGUACAAAACUGUUUCGGCUGUCAGCAGAACCUUUUUAACCCUGAUGGCCAAAUUAGCCUCCAUGUUCGCUGCCCAAAAUGCAACCAACACUUCUGCCUGGAUUGUGAUAUUUACAUCCAUGAGAGCUUGCACAAUUGCCCUGGUUGUGAGAGUCAAUGUGGUUUCUCAUCAUAGUGAGAUGCCAUCACAUUCAUUAUUCAUGUGUUGUACCUUAAUUCUGAGUCAUCAUGUCAUACUAAAGCUUUCUCAGUGCAUUGAAAUCGGUGGCAGAGUUGUUUGAUGAUAAGACAGUGUACAGAUAUAAUGCCCGGCAUCCUUUUGUUCUGUUAGAUGGAGUAGCUAGUUGAGCUAUAUCGAUACUGAGCAGAGGCUGAAGAGUUGAUAGUUUAGCAUUUUCCUAGCUAGCAGAGAUGCUAAAAUUGUAUAACGUGACCGGAACAUAUGACUCUUGCUGUUUUUUCUGAAGCAAGACUAUUGUUAUUCAGCACCGUGACUCAAGUUUUUACAUGCUGAAA